This is a messenger RNA of Pleuronectes platessa (European plaice), 2846 nucleotides long. Its product is annotated as zinc finger protein 791. The coding region runs from base 1 to 2595 and encodes 864 amino acids. Lineage: Eukaryota; Metazoa; Chordata; Actinopteri; Pleuronectiformes; Pleuronectidae. The transcript is spliced from 2 exons. The record is from RefSeq and is a predicted model, not a curated record.
AUGUCUCUGAGCCGAGCCCCGGCGGGCCCCGGGCCCCGGGCCCUGACGGAGCGGGUGUCGGAGCAGCUGCAGCGGGUGGGGGGGGAGGUGUUGGGGCUGUUGCAGGAGCGCAGGGGCGGCUCCAGGGGCUCGACGGGCCUGCUCCACCUGCUGCGGCGGCUCCUCCCCGAGCGGCUGGCGGCGGCCGCGGGGCGGGUCGCGGGGCUGAUGGAGCGGGAGCUGGACGAGUGUCGGCGGCAGCUGGAGCGACAGAGCCGCCUGCUGGAGGCGCUGCUGAGCCCGGUGGUUCGACUGACCCGGGUCGACGCCAUCGUUCCAUCCACUCUCAGGUCGACAGUCACCGAUGAAAACCAGACCGUCCACCCCCCCCCUGCCCCGUCAAGCUCCGCCUCCUCUGACGGCUGUGCACCUGAAAGCGUCCACGACUGGAAGACCAGCGACAAACCCCCCCCUGCUGAAGACACACACAAGAUGGAGGGUGCUGGAGGCCGGCGGUCCUGCAGCAGGAGGCCCUGCAGGGCCCCGUCAGGCCGGCCGGUGACUCACGGUUCUGUCGUCUGUGGAGAACGUUUCCAGCACCAGGGAAAUCUGGAGGAACACGUGGAGUCUCAUGCAGACGAGCUUCUCUGUGGAGAAGGUUUCAAGUCCUCAGACAGUUUGUUGGAUCCCAUCACGUCUCACAGAGAACCAGGCGGCACCGGGAUCAGUCAGAUCUGUGGACAAACUUUUCAAAACAUGGAGACGCACAUGAGGAGUCACACAGGAGUCAAACCAUUCAGCUGCAGCAAGAGCUUCCCCCGACCCGGGGAGACCCACAGCCGGAGCACCCCCGACACCCAAGACCUCGAGAAGCAGCGGACGAGCCACGAGACGGACAGAGACCAGAGUGAGGACAGUCACACUGAGACUCUGAAACCAAGGACAGUCAGAAGACGCAGCUCAGGACCGAAGUCCUCUCAGUCGUCCUCGCUCUGCUGCAGCGUCUGCGGGGACUCCUUCCACAGCCAGGGGUUCCUGAGGAAACAUGCUGAGAUGCACUGCAGGGAGUCUCAGGGUGUCUGUGGUGUCUGUGGUGUCUGUGGACAGCGGGCGGACUCAGCUGACAGUCUGCUGACCCACUUACAGUCUCACAGAGAGACUCGUGGGACCUGCAGCGUCUGUGGAAAGACUUUCCAGAACAUGGAGACACACAUGCGAAGCCACACAGGGAUCAAACCCUACAGCUGCAGCAUCUGUAACAAGCGCUUCCCUCGACCUGGAGCCCUGAGGCGCCACAGACAGAUCCACACCGGGGAGACCUUCCCCGAGAGCAGCGCCUUCAAGACCCACAGCAGGAGUCCUUCAGGGGAAACCCUCCAAGACAAGAGCCCUGAGCCUCCAGCGGACUCCCAGAACCUGCAGUCUGAGAGGACGCCUCCACCGUCUCACUGCUGUAAAGUCUGCAGUGAAUCGUUUCAGCAUAAAGACAGUUUGAGGAAACACGCCACGAGUCACUCAGCAGAGUCCGUCUGUGGCGUCUGUGGUGAAGGUCUCCCGUCAUCAGAGGCGCUGAUAGACCAUCUGCAGACUCACAGACACGCAGGUCAAAUUUGUCACAUCUGCGGUAAAACCUUCCAGAACAUGGAGACCCACAUGCGGAGUCACACCGGUGUCAAACCGUACCGCUGCAGCCUCUGUGGUAAAUCCUUCCCCCGGCCCGGUGCGCUGCGGCGCCACCAGAGGAUCCACAGUGCGGAGAGAACGUUCAUCUGUGAGUUCUGUGGGAAGACGUUCAUCGAUCACAGCGCUCUGACGACGCACAUCAGGAAACACACCGGGGACAAACCGGCACAACGCGUCUCAUGCGAGACCUGCGGUAAGAACCUGGCGUCCGUUCAGGUCCUGGAGGUUCACAAGAGGAUCCACACAGGCCAGAAACCGUUUCAGUGCCGCGUCUGUGGGAAAGCCUUCAGGCAGGUGGGGGGGCUGAGGGCCCACAGGCUGACCCACACCGGGGAGAAGCCGUUCAGCUGCGUCCUCUGCAACAAGAGCUUCAGCACCAAAGGAUACCUGGAAACCCACAUCCGCUUCCACCGGAGGGACCGGGUGUUCGGCUGCCCCCGGUGCUGGAAGUCCUUCGUCACCAAGAACGACCUGAAGAAGCACCUGCUGACCCACACUGGAGAGAAACCCCACAGCUGCAGGGUCUGUGGGAGGAGCUACCAGGAGAAACGCUCCCGAGACCUGCACCUGAGGGUCCACCAGGACGUCCAGACCAGCUCCCGAGACCUGCACCUGAAGGUCCACCAGGACGUCCAGACCAGCUCCCGAGACCUGCACCUGAAGGUCCACCAGGACGUCCAGACCAGCUCCCGAGACCUGCACCUGAAGGUCCACCAGGACGUCCAGACCAGCUCCCGAGACCUGCACCUGAAGGUCCACCAGGACAUCCAGACCAGCUCCCGAGACCUGCACCUGAAGAACCACCAGGACGUCCAGACCAGCUCCCGAGACCUGCACCUGAAGGUCCACCAGGACGUCCAGACCAGCUCCCGAGACCUGCACCUGAAGAACCACCAGGAGCCAAUCAGGAGUGAGGACGGCACGCAGCUGUAGUGUUCACACAGACGGACAGUUAUUGAAUUAUCGGACUGAGGGUGUGUCACAUAAAACUUUUUAUAAAAUAAGUUCCAGAAUCACAAACCAACAAGUGAAUUGAUAUUUUUGUUGUACAAAAUAAUUACUUUAAUUUAUUAAUUUUACUUUCAGAUUUCUUCAAUGUUUCAGGUCCUGACAUCAGAGCGAUUCUCAAGCUGCAUAAAACUAAUUUGUUCUUAAAGAAAAGUUUGUUUCUUCCUCUGCAUCAG